AUGUGGCCCGCGACGAUCCUGUCCCAACCGUACAGCUAUAUUUACUUCAAAGGACCCGGUGCCAAAGAACCAACGUUCUCCUUCAACCUAACCCAUCCUGGAGAUCCUCUACCCAAUAACCGGAAUCGACCACUCUUCUCAGCGGCUCGCUUCGCGUCCACGAGAGCCCCCGUCAGGGUUGCUUCCACUGAUUCCCCCCGACAAUCGGAGCGGACCACACCAGCGAACGCGGUCGAACUAACGACGUCCGUUCCUUCGACGUUCGAUGUUCCCGUGUUCCUUUCCGAAGGUCGUUUCCCAACCUCACCGCCUAGAUCUCAGCGAAACAGGGCCAGUCACAUGCGUUCGACGGAAAAUUCACGAAGCGACGAUGACGCCGCUUUUUUGUUCUCCACAACGAAAAAGUUUCCCGCUCCGCGAUCCGUGUCGACAGCAUCUGGAAUUCAAAGGAUACCGUCCCUGUUCGAUGGAGAUUUCAAGCCAUUCAAGUUCCCGAAAGGGAAAUCGGGCAUCAUGGUUCGCCUUCCAGGAGGGGCUAGCUACUAUGUUGACUUUUCGCCGAAUGUCCCGAAUAACCAACGGACGAGCUCUUCACCUCCUCGAGCAUUUGGUUUUCCCACGACACCGCCCACUCAGACAGCGACGUCUCCGCCGGCGGUGAAUUCAUUGACGGCUGGUACGACCAGAUCCCCGACAUCUCCGAGACAGUUCCCCACAGCUAUUCCUCCAGCAUCGUCGGUGCCGGGGCUGGACGAUGCAAACUUCCUGUUCACUCCUCCUAGAUCGUCGAGUUUCACCCCGGGCUUCAGCCCCGCCGGCAAGAGACCAUCGAAGUUCACCCGACCCUUGCCGACUCGGAGUCCGCCGAAACAACGAUUUCAAGCAGGCAUCUUCUUCCUCUCAAACGGAACGAUCUCGUCGGUUCCCUCAACUCGGAAACCCUUCGGGCGGACCAACGAUAACUUCGCGAGGUUCAACCCGAAUCCAUCUGGCGGGGCUCGGAGACCUGCGGACCCCCCGAUGAAUUCCGGAUCCGGUGGGCGCCCAAAAUUGUCCAGGGGUCAAAACCUGCGCGGACAGCUCGGAGGUCCCUCCGUUCCGAUCUUCCCCAACCCAGCCGUGGAGAGAGGCCGCAACGAUGACGGCGCAACUCCCCGUAGGAAAGUCGUUCCCACGCGGAAUCCGGAAGUUAUUCGUCAGCUGCGAGACAAGUUACGCGAGCAGAACCUCAAAGAUCUCAGCGACUCCCCCCAGAAAGAGAAGAAUCGUCAGCUAAAGUAAGACCAUCAGCGAAUAUUUUCUGAUGAAAAUGCCUCCGAUCGAUGUGAAUGAGAGCGCCGGGAUGAUGCGGCCGUGUUUGAUUCUGCGCGGAAUUUCAAUAGCAUUGACGCCCGACCUGUCAGCAAAACCCCGGAGCGUCCCAGAAAUUCAACAUCAAGUUCAAGGCCCGCUCCGCCGACGUCUAGUGUCACGGAUGUGUUCACGACCGGUAGGACAGCGUUCACGCAGCCUGGUACAACGCGGAAACCGACGACUCCUGACGUAUUCACAGCCUUCGGAGAUGACGUCGGAACCUCACGUCCUAGCCUCGAUCUGACCGAUCCGCCACCGACCUCGACGAGCUUCACGACUCCGCGACCCACGAGAGCUCCUGUCCUCAUCACGAGACGACCCAUUACGGGUCCACGAACGUUCCCCCCGUCAACAAGCAGAAAGCCGAAUCUCCCGCAAUUCGUCACUACACUCGCUCCGACGACCACCGAUUCACCAACGACGUUCUUGCCGGUCACAUUCGCUCCAAUAACCUACAGCCCAACGACAUUCGCACCUUUCGUUACCGAGAGAUUCACCUCCAGACCAACGACAACUCCGCGUCCUACCACGCCGAGGUUCAGAGCGGUCGCCACCACAACCGAAGCUCCUCCAAUGCAAGCGCCAACAACGACGCGACGACCUCUGACAACUCUCCGGGAUUUCGCGGUCAGCCCCCGCGCGGAUGUUUGCCCAGUUCGAAGGUACAAUCAACGUCACACGUCAUGUGUCCCGAAGACCUGCUCGACUCACGAGAGAGGCCUGAAGAACGGGGAUCUCGAAGAGAUUUUGUACUCACACAACAAAUAUCGGGCCGAUGUAGCGACAGGAUCCACGGCCUACUCUCAGCUGCCUCAGGCUUCGGAUAUGCUCCUAAUGGAGUGGGAUGACGAGCUCGCUGCUGUGGCGCAAGCUCACGCCGAUCUUUGCAGUUUCGAUCACGAUUGUCCGUCCUGCAGACGUAUAAGCAAGUUCCCAGCCGUCGGGCAGAACCUGUGUCUCGAUCAGACGAACACCAGAAAUCCUCAGGCCAACUGGACUGCCUGUAUCACUCGAUGGUUCGAGGAAGCUUCAAUGGUCCGGCCUAACGACGUGCAUCCGUAUUCAUUCGUCCACGCCACUGGUCAUUUCACUCAGAUGAUGUGGUCGCGAACUUGGAAAAUUGGCUGUGGCUUCACCAUGUAUCCAUCGAGACAGCCGCCGUACACCUACGACUUGCUUUACACCUGCAAUUAUGGUCCCGCGGGCAACACCAUCGGAGAGAACAUGUACGGUUUGGGAGCACCCUGUUCUGCUUGUCCCAGGGGUACCAAAUGCAUGAAAAACGAAUUCUUCGGACUUUGUGAGUCCCAGAGCUCGUUGGGACCCCUGCCCGAGCCAUUCCCUGGUCCGGCAGGGGGUUUGCUGCUGAGCUGCAGCUUUAAUGAGAUCAGUAGUGACGACUGCGCGGCGGAAACAAACGGACCUUUUGUCUUGAACGCUCCGCUCGCGAUCGGGAGUCAUAUCGAAGUGGUUCUGAAACCUGGGCAACAGGCCCGUCUCAGCUUUAGGAAACCAAUCCCGUCGGAGAAUCCGAUUUGUGUCAUUGUCAAUUACGAUAUCGGCGCGGACGAGAACGGCAAAACGAGCUACGGAAAAAUGACACUGACCGUCCGCGGGAAAAACUACGAAGCCGAGGGUAAUUUCGGGGAUCCCAGCGACGAUGGCGUACGCAAGUUCUUCUACAACGUCGACACCUUGGGUCUCGUGAAGAAAUUGGAACUCUCAUUCGUCUUCGCGGUUCCUACGGGCUCCGCUGACACCUUCUUCAAUCUAUACGACGUCAACGUAAUCCAAGACACGUGCUUUGACUACUAUCAAAAGAAUCAGCUCCGGGCGAAAGCUAAGGCUUAA
Molecule: messenger RNA, 3204 nt
Organism: Galendromus occidentalis (western predatory mite)
Lineage: Eukaryota; Metazoa; Arthropoda; Arachnida; Mesostigmata; Phytoseiidae
Product: mucin-5AC-like
Exons: 10
Cellular component (GO): extracellular region
Source: RefSeq, a predicted model, not a curated record